CCGCCCUCUCGCCAGAAGGAUGGAACGUUACCGGAACCUCGGCGAGAUCGGCCGCGGGACCUAUGGCGUGGUCUUCUCCGCGCAGGACCGCAACACCAACAAAACCGUGGCCAUCAAGCAGGUGAAGCAGGCCUUCCGAUCCUGGGACGAGUGCCUGGCCCAGCAGGAGGUCCAAGUCCUGCGAGCCAUCACCCCGGCCCCCACUUCCAACGACACGGCCACCGGCUGCCAGAACAUCGUCCACCUCCUGCGCAUCACCUACCAACGGGAGACCCUCUUCUUCAUCUUCGAGCACAUGGACUGCUCGCUGCUGGAGUAUGUCCGAGACUACCGGCGCCCGGGCCCGGAUGGGGCCCCGGUCGGCUCGGCCAGCGAGCCCCUCCCGCGGGACCUGGUCCGCAGCAUCAGCCAACAGCUCUUUCGCGGGGUGGCCUACCUCCACUCGCGGGGGUACUACCACCGGGACAUCAAGCCGGAGAACAUCCUGCUGAACCGGCGACCGGACGGACGCGUGGUGGUCAAGCUGGCGGACUUCGGCCUGGCGCGGACCAUCGCCGAGUCGGGGCCCGGCAAGCCGGUCGCCGGGGCCGGGGCCACGACCACCGGGCCCGGGCGGCCGCCGGGCACGGCCCCGCGCCCGCUGACCGACUACAUCGCCACCCGGUGGUACCGGUCGCCGGAGCUCCUGCUCCGGGCGCCGAAUUACGGCCCGGCCAUCGACAUCUGGGCCACCGGCUGCGUGCUGUACGAGGUGCUGACCCGGGUGCCGCUGCUGGCCGGCCGGCAUGAGCUCCACCAGCUGCAGCUGAUUGUGGAGAUGUUCGGCUGCCCGCUGGCCGGCGGGGCCACCUGCUCGCCGAACUACUGGGCCGAGGCCGGGGACCUGGCCGCCGGGGCCGGGGUGGCCUUCGUGUCGGCCGAGGCCGCCGGCCGGACGGGCUCGCAUGCGGCGGCCCCCGGGCCCGGCACCGUGGCCAAUUGGCCCAGCGGCUGGACGGUCGUCCGCCGGCCGGGGACCAUGUGCCGGCUGCGGCAUGAGGAGGCCACGCGCGGCGGCGGGCCCGUGGGCGGCCUGGCCGGCGAGGUGGCGGCGGCGGCGGCGGCCAUUGCCGCCGGGCAGCCGGCCCGGCCGGAUGACGGCCGUACCCCGGAUGCCUGUCUGGCCUUCGAGCUUCAGGCUCGCUUCCCGCGGCUGGCCCUGGACCGGGACCUCCUGCGGCUGGUGGGCGACUGCCUGUGGCUGAACCCGGACCACCGGAUCACCGCGGCCCGGGCCCUGCACCAGCUGACAUCCCUGGUGCGGGAGACCGUGCCGGGGGCUGUGGCCCCGGCGGUGGCCGGGCCCCUGGCCCCGGCCCCGGGGCCGGUGGCGGCCGCGAGUGCGAUCGCCUCGGCGCCCGUGCCGGGCAAGGCCCCCCCGGCGGCCGUGGCGGUGCAUCACGCGCGCGUGGUGGCCCACAAGCCCGGGCCCCUGCCGCACGCGGCCCCGGCGGUCAUGGUGCCCGGCGGGGCCCGGCAUGGCCGCGCGGCGCAUGGAGCCCUGCAGGCCGCGGUCGACCCGUACUCGCCAUCGCCCCUGCGCCGGCUGGCGGCCGAUAGCCUGCUCGGGACCCCCGGGCCACGGGACUCGCCGGAUGGGCGGAGUCCCCGAGCCCCCCCGGGAGCCGGGGCCGCCGCCGCCGCCGCCGGCGACGGCCCGGGGCCGGAGCACCCGCUCUCCCCCGGCCCCGGGCCGCGCAUCUUCCCCAACGUGCGUCGGGUGCUGAACUUCGACUCGCCAGCGCCGGCCGGUCCGGCGGGCCAGGUCACGGGAAUCCCCGCUGGCAGCCCGGCCGAGCGCCUUUUCCUGCUGGGCUCCGCGCCGAAGCGUUUGCGCCUGUGCUCGGCGGCGGCGGCGGCGGCGGCGGCGACGACGACGGCGACGCCGACGCCGACGUCCACCACGGCCACGCCCGGGCCGACCACGGCCAGCCUCCGCCCGGGUUCCAGCAUGGCGUUGGCGCUGGCGGCGGCGCGGUCGCCGCCGGGCACGGCCCUCGGCCCGCUGGCCCCGGGGUCCGCCGGGGCGUCGGGCUCGCCGCCGCUCUCGGGAUCCGGCAUCCGGCGGCCCUUCACGCCGCUGCCUCUGGAGCAGCCCCCGCGCCAGGCCAUGCUCGGCAGCGGGUCGCCGCUGCACGCCUUCCUCCACCACCUGCCCACCGAGGGGGGGCCUUCCUCGGGGCCGAGCUCGCGCGGGGCGUCGGCCUCUUCGUCGGCCGCCGGGGGUGGCUACUCCUCAACCGGCGGCGGACCGAGCGGCGGCGGCGGCGGCGGCGGGUCCUCCAGUCCGGUGCUCCUGUCGCGGCCGGGGUCCAUGCGCGGCGGGCCGCUGGUCAUGUACCCGGCCGAGGCCGGGGCCCUGGCCGGCGGGCAGAACGACGAAAAUGCGCGGCCCUUCUCGCGCGUGGGGCUGCUCUCGCCGCCGGCCGGGCUGUCGCCGGGCGCCGGCGGCCCGGGCGAGGAUGCCCUCCGUCGGGCGGUUCUCCUGCGCGCCGGGGCCGAAGCCGGUCGCGGGAGUCCCGGCCUGCCGAAGGCGGCCGUGGUGGCCGCCGGGCCCAACGCAUCGGCGGCCGCCGCCCUGCGCGAGCUCCCGGCCGGCAACCGAGCCACCUUCCAGGCCUUCUCGGCUGCACACCUGCACCUGCACCUGCACCACCACCAUCACCACCACCACCAAGCGCCCGGCAAGUACCUGCCGGCCGCGGCGACCUCCAGUUCCCAGUCGCUGCAGCCGUCUGGCUCGACCGAGGCUGGUGUGUGAGUGUUCUUCUGUAUUUUUGUCCCCCCCCCCCCCUCUCCCUCCUUCCUCCACCCUCGCCUGCCCCCUGUCUUCCUCUUCCGGGCCUGCCCUCUUGGGGGGGGGGCCGCGCCGCCGGCCUUCCCUCCGAACAAUAUACCCUCCGCCCGCGAGCUGCCGCGAUACUCGCCAGCUCCGCGCAUCCUCUCCCCCGGCAAAGACGUCCGCUAUGGUGGUGGCUGCGCGCGCGUGCAUGCGUCCA
Molecule: messenger RNA, 3038 nt
Organism: Fonticula alba
Lineage: Eukaryota; Rotosphaerida; Fonticulaceae
Product: CMGC/RCK protein kinase
Exons: 3
Coding region: 20-2800 (926 amino acids)
Biological process (GO): intracellular signal transduction; protein phosphorylation
Cellular component (GO): nucleus; cytoplasm
Molecular function (GO): protein serine/threonine kinase activity; ATP binding
Source: RefSeq, a predicted model, not a curated record